Molecule: messenger RNA, 1597 nt
Organism: Pimephales promelas (fathead minnow)
Lineage: Eukaryota; Metazoa; Chordata; Actinopteri; Cypriniformes; Leuciscidae
Source: RefSeq, a predicted model, not a curated record
CCAGGGAAUGCCCUAACGGGAUGUGUGUGACACUGCCUCUGCGGGAAGACAGCCUGAUCCGUGUGCCACUCCCUGCAUGAGAUCGCUUCAGCUACUCUCUGGCACAGAUUUGUCCUGAUGCUCGAUGGUGUAUCUGAGGACAACAUCUCAACUUUGAAUGCUGCACGACUCUCCCUCGUCUUCCACAAAGGAAAAGACUUUGACACAUGCCACCAAGCAGUGAUGCUCUUCAUCAGCACCUCCAUCGAGAAGCUCAUCAGAGUGGACAUGUAUGAGGCAAUACACUUGUCAAAGACCAUGCAACAGUAUCACGUCUCUAUGGGAUGGCGGCAGGAUUCGCCAGACUCUUCAGGGUCACGCCAGGGGGUCCAACACACACAUGCAGCUUUGCGGGGUGUUUCCAGACAUCUGAGACCUCUGCGUGUCAGAAGAGCUCGCUCCAAAAAUAAUAGAGAUAUAGUCAUGAAUGUGAGUGAGCGCAUCAGUGUGAUCUACAACAGAAGACAGAGAUCAGGUGUUUUCGGUGUUGGAUCAGAAAAAGUGUCAGUGUCCGUGAUGGAGGGAGAAUCAGUCACUUUUUACACUGGUGUUCAAACAAUCCAACAAGAAGAGAUUAAAUGGUACUUUUAUGGCAUCCGCAUCGCUCGAAUCAAUGGAGAUCAGAGUAAGAUCUGUACAGAUGUUCAGUGUAAUGGAGGCACUGAGAGAUUCAGAGACAGACUGAAGCUGGAUAAUCAGACUGGAUCUCUGACUAUCACACACACCACAAACACAGAUUCUGGAGAAUAUGAAGUGAAGAUCAUCAGCAGCAGCGACAUCAUUGGAAAUAUCUUCAAUAUUAGUGUUAACGGUGUUUCUGCUGUUGAAAUAGAUGAAGUGAAGAGAGAGUCAGCGAAGGAGGGAGAAUAUGUUACUUUUGAUCCUGGUGUAAUAAAAAACCCACAUGAUGUGAUGACGUGGUAUUAUAAUAACACUCUCAUCGCUGAAAUCACUGGAGAUCAGAGACAGAUCUGUACAGAUGAUCAGUGUAAAGAGAGAUUCAGAGACAGACUGAAGCUGGAUCAUCAGACUGGAUCUCUGACCAUCACACACAUCACAAACACACACUCUGGAGAAUAUCAACUAGUGAUCAGCAUAAUCAAUAGCAGCUUCAGCAUCAGCAGAGUGAAGAGAUUCGAUCUUACUGUCAUUGAUGUUCCAGGGUCAGGUCUGUCUCCAGGAGCUGUAGCAGGAAUAUGUGUUGCUGUUGUUCUGCUGGUUUCUGUAGUUGUGGGUGCUGCUGUUGCUGUGAUUUACUAUCGUCACCACGAGAACAAUGCACCACCAGUACAACAGGAUGAGGGUGAUGCUGAUAACCCACCAUCUGAUCCCAAUGACAUUCCUGUGGAGAACAAGGAACAUCCAGGUGAUGCUGAGAACCUACGACCUGAUCCGGAAAUCUUUCCUUUUGAGGACAUGGCACAUCCAGGUGAUGCUGAUAAACCACCAGCUGAUCCCAAUGAAAAUCAUUUGUAGAACAUGGAACAUCCAGACUCAGGCUGAGGCUCCCAAUAAAACAACGCAACAUUAUUAAUAAUUUUGUUGCAUUGAAUUGAGC